AUUUUUAUCAUAAACACAGAAAAAAAGUGAACGACGAGACUAAGCUACAUGCUAAAUCCCAAAUCCAAAAAUGCUUUCCAAAAUCACAUUUUCUCCCCCAAAUUCUUGCUCCCUUUUGUACAACAAGUUUGGCUGUUCUGCAAGGAUUGGAAGCUCUAGGUUUAAGGUUGCCAGUCAGUUUCAAGGGGACAAAUGGAAGAUUAACGACAUUGAUCCCAAUGCAGUGCAAGAAAGAUUGAAUUCAUGGUUUUCAAAAACCCAAAACUUUUUGAAUGGGGUGACUUUAAAUUUGACUUCACCACGGGUAAAGUCUGGUGAUAGUGGGAAGCCUGAUAAUGGAGCUACAGUUGAUGCUCAACAACUUGAAGAAAUAUUUAUGGCAGAGCAGACUAUUCACAGCAGCACACCAAAUGGGAUUCUUUCAGUACCAGCUAUUGUAUCUAUUGAGCAAUUUAGCAGGAUGAAUGGAUUGACGGGGUACAAGUCGCAGAAGAUAUUCAAAGCGCUUGUCAAUGAAUCUGUUAAUAAUGAUGCACGUAAUUUGGUGGAGUAUUGCUGUUUUAGGUUCUUGUCUAGGGAUAACUCUGCUAUCCAUCCCUGCCUCAAGGAGCCAGCAUUCCAGCGACUAAUUUUCAUCACAAUGCAUGCAUGGGAGAAUCCUUACCGCAAAGAAAAUGAUUCUGAAAAAGCUUCUUUUCAGGGGAUGCUCGUUGGAGAAGAAGCUUUUGCACGUAUUGCUCCUGCUAUUUCAGGCAUCGCUGAUCGCUCCACGGUGCAUAAUCUUUUCAGGGCGCUUGCUGGGGAUCAACAGGGUAUCUCUUUGGGAACAUGGGUCACAUAUGUUGAUGAACUUCUCAAAGUUCAUGGAGCACGGAAAUCAUAUGAGACUCGUGAAUCCACUUGGAUUUCAGAUGAGAGAAUCUUAUGCAUCGGCUCUAGCAAGAAGCGGCCUGUUGUCAAGUGGGAGAAUAACAUGGCAUGGCCUGGAAAAGUUAUAUUAACUGAUAAGGCACUCUAUUUUGAGGCAUUUGACUUACGUGGGAAGAAAGAUUCUACAAGGCUCGAUCUUACAACAAACAAAAUGCAGGUGGAGAAAACAAAAGUUGGACCUUUUGGUGUUGUACUUUUUGACUCUGCAGUUUCCAUUUCAUCUGGUCCUAAAUCAGAGACAUGGGUGCUAGAAUUUGUUGACCUGGGAGGUGAAUUGAGAAGAGAUGUAUGGCAUGCAUUCAUCAGUGAAGUAAUCUCUUUACACAAGUUCAUUUGUGAGUUUGGACCUGAGGAGGGUGAUCAAUCAAUAAAUCAAGUGUAUGGUGCCCAAAAAGGGAAGGAAAGGGCUACCACCAGUGCCGUUAAUAGUAUUGCUAGACUUCAGGCCCUUCAAUUUACAAAGAAGUUGCUGGAUGAUCCCAUCAAACUUGUUCAGUUCUCAUAUUUGCAAAAUGUACCCUAUGGUGACAUUGUUUACCAAACUCUAGCUGUAAAUUAUUGGGGUGGAGCAUUAGUUAAAAAGUAUACCGAUACAGAUUAUCGACCAUCUCAAGUGGCAGGUCCUUCUGAAGAGGUACUGGAAAUUAGUAAUCAUGUUUAUGACAUUGAUGGAAGUGUUUACUUACAGAAGUGGAAGAGGUCUCCAUCCUGGGAAUCUAGUGCUUCCAUCAAUUUCUGGAAGAAUUCCUCAAUAAAUCAAGGGAUGGUAUUGAGUAAAAAUCUCGUUGUGGCAGAUGUGACUCUUAUAGAGAGAGCAGCAAUGACAUGCAAAGAAAAGUGCCAGUUGGUUGAAAUAACUCAAGCAACAAUUGACGCUGCAACACUUAAGGGGAUACCGAGUAACAUUGACCUUUUCAAGGAACUGAUGCUUCCUUUGACUGUGAUUGCUAAGAACUUUGAAAGACUGCGACGAUGGGAAGAGCCACAUCUGACCAUCUCUUUUCUUGCAUUCUCAUAUUUGAUUAUUUUCAGAAAUUUGCUCCCCUAUGUAUUUCCGAUGAUGCUGAUGGUUUUAGCAGCUGCGAUGCUGACAUUGAAGGGGCUCAAGGAUCAAGGACGCUUGGGGAGAUUGUUUGGAAAAGUUACUAUCCGUGAUCAACCACCAUCAAAUACUAUUCAAAAGAUCAUAGCUGUAAGAGAUGCUAUGCAGGAUGUGGAAAAUUAUCUCCAGAAUAUGAAUGUCACUCUUCUAAAAAUACGCACGAUUGUUCUUGCAGGUUAUCCUCAGAUAACUACUGAGGUUGCUCUGGUGCUAUUUUCUUCCGCUGCCAUUCUGCUUUUUGUCCCAUUCAAGUAUGUUGCUGCUUGUCUUAUCUUUGAUCUCUUCACUCGGGAGCUCGAGUUCCGGAGGGAAAUGGCUAAGAAGUUUGUUACCUUUCUGAAGGAGCGUUGGGACACGGUACCUGCAGCUCCCGUAGCCGUUUUACCUUUUGAAAGUAUUGUCUCUACACAAGGUAAUCAACAGAAGAAAAUAGAUGAGCAGACAAAAAAGAAGCUAUAGUAGUGGCAAGCGUAGAGGUAAUCAUGUAUAUAGGAUGGCAAAUGGUUAUAAUGAAAAAGCCACCUGCAGCCUGCUGGUCCACAUUAAUGGAAGCAAUUCAGAAUCUUGUUUAGGGAAUUUGUACAACUCAUUCCUCUUAACAUGGUUCAGCAUGUAAACUGCUGAUUCUCCCUAAAUGCCCUCAAUGCCAAUUCAGAAUCUUGCCAAUGAAGUUAAACGAUCGAAAUGCCCAGGUAGUGAUGAAUAAAAAACUUUUCCACUGGUUA
Molecule: messenger RNA, 2757 nt
Organism: Populus nigra (black poplar)
Lineage: Eukaryota; Viridiplantae; Streptophyta; Magnoliopsida; Malpighiales; Salicaceae
Exons: 11
Coding region: 71-2491 (806 amino acids)
Source: RefSeq, a predicted model, not a curated record